GACCGCCGCAUCCCGCCCCGGUCACCGAUCCCCUGACGUAGCAGGGGUGUGUCGUUGUCUUGGCCGAGCGACAACACGGCCGGCUGCGUCUGCGGCAGGAUGUCAGCCAGCGCGCAGCUCUCAGUGGUCGGAUGCCAGCUGCUGCUGGUGGUGGCCGCCCUGGCCGUCUGCGGCACCGCGUACAACGACGACAGGCCCAUCUUCAAGUGGAGCCCCAACUUCUUCAACAGCCACUACCGACGCAGCAUGUACAAACGCUUCAAUGAGGAUCAGCCUUUUUACAAGUGGAGUCCGCGGUGGUUCCAACAGUAUGGUGGCACCUUCAAACGAUCGGUGGCGGCUCCGGUGCCAUCUGGUGGUGACCUGCGCGGGAAGAUGGUGUGCGGUGCCGCUGGGGCUACCUGCCAGCCGGGCCUGUUCGGCUGCUGUCCGGGCUUGCAGUGCCUGCCAACGGCUGGCGAGCCGCGCUGUCAGGAGGCUAACGGCCUGUCGGGAGAUCUCAGCAACUUCGCGGACGAAUUUGGCCCGAACGAGGCGGAGCAGGUGAUCCCAGAGCUGCCGACCAAGUCCUUCUGGGGCAGGAGCGGGCCUCCUCCGUUCUUCCCGAGGUCAUGGGCGUGAGGAGGAUCUGUCUUGGAAGCGGCACCUCCAGCAAGGCACAGAGGAACGGGACUGGUGCCAUCAGAACGACAAGGCCCCAUCGUUAGGUGGAAGCAUCAUGAAGUACAGCGAUCGAAACCAUUGUGACCCACAAAGUAGUGACAAGUGGCGAAAUUCGUUCGCCGUUAAAACUUCGCCGAAUGAUUUGUUUAUCGAACGAAAUGUUCUUUGGUCUUCGUUUUGACGCGUGGUACUGAACAUUGACACCUGGGUGGCAAGCGAGACCGCAACGUAUUGUACGGAUCGGGCUGUUUUCCAUUACUUUAGGUUAGCUCUUUUAGUGUAAUAUAUCUUCAUGUGUCGAACCCGUGUGUGUACAUGUGCACACGGUUGUGUGCGUGUGUGACACGCAACCAUCUCAGCAGAUAACGCCAAAAGUGGGUAGCGGGCGCGGAAGUCCUCGAGCCAUUGUUGGUGCUCCCAUUAGAUAGUAUGGCAUGUUGUUACUGCGCAGCCUAGCAUAUCCCAUAUAUUUUGCUCGUUUCGGGUGCAGUAGUCACCACAUAUGCUUUCCUAGAAGACUGUGUGUCGGUAGUGUAGUCCGUGUAAUCAGCUUGUUUCGAAAACGGUUUCCGGCAAAUGAAACCGGUGCGCAUUGACCUCCCAUCUGCUCUAUUAGCACGAUAUGUGUGACGACGUACCAGAGCUUUGAGCCAUUCUUUAGACCAUGUGAUUAAUACGUGUAGCGUUCCUCACCAUCUAAGACCGCGGUUUGGCCGGAAAGAAGCCGUUCAUGCGGGUUCCUAGAUUCGUCGUGACCAUACUUGUGUGUUAUCAUCAUUUGUUUUACGUGUUAAGAUGUGUGACCUCGUACCUUGUUUAUGCAUUUUGUUAUAAGUUGGGAAAGGCCCGGGUCCGAGUGGUUGGAGACAGCGUAACAAUAGUCUCAUGUCGCCGGAGAAUGUGAGGCACCAGAGCACCCAAUUCGGAGGACGAAAAGCGAGGAUGCGCCCCGAUUAAAGACAUGGCAGACAGUGGAGCACGCAGGCACGGCAGACGGGAGGUGAAUAUGGUCAAUGUUUGUUAAUCGUCUCCUCCUGUCCCUAUCGGACUUAAUGAAUACAUGAAAACCC
Pollicipes pollicipes is the source of this 1733-nucleotide messenger RNA. RefSeq lists its product as uncharacterized. The transcript has 5 exons. The record is from RefSeq and is a predicted model, not a curated record. The coding region runs from base 100 to 621 and encodes 173 amino acids. NCBI's taxonomy places the organism in Eukaryota, Metazoa, Arthropoda, Thecostraca, Pollicipedomorpha, Pollicipedidae.